This is a messenger RNA of Dreissena polymorpha, 2861 nucleotides long. RefSeq names its product mucin-2-like. Lineage: Eukaryota; Metazoa; Mollusca; Bivalvia; Myida; Dreissenidae. Bases 80 to 2842 code for a protein of 920 amino acids. The record is from RefSeq and is a predicted model, not a curated record. The transcript has 13 exons.
AUGUUUGAUAAGAUAUGGACAUGAAAUGUCGAAUCCCCUCCCUAGUUUGUUAAUUUCUUUCUUCAUUUGAAAUGUUCCAAUGGUCAAACUCAGUAUGACUGGGUCAAACACUGUGUACCUGUGUGCGCAAUUAAUACUGACAAGUUUGUAUGUUUUGGAAGCGAAUGUCCUCAGAAAAACGAGAAGUGGCUUACAGUGCUACUCGUGCAGUAAUAUGACCGAUGCCGACGGCUGCACUAAAGUCCUAACAUGUGACCCGGGGCAGUUGUGUAUUGUGCGUAGAACUGGUUUAGAUACAACCAACCGUCAUUUGUUCGAAGCAUCGUGCGACACUUCCAUGGCCUGCGUAAGUCCGCAGAUGGUUGGAAAAAGGGAUUCGGACUGUGCGCGCUGUUGCUCGAACGACCUCUGCAACAACCAUUGUGGCGACGCCCGUGAUCUCUCUCUUGCAACCAUAUCGGUGCCAAUAGGAACCACAACGACGGCUGUUCCUUUGGCGUCGGCAAAUAUCGAAAACUCGGUUUUACACUGCUAUAGUUGCGAUCUUAUGUUUGAUGUAAAGCAGUGCGAGCACGUUGUAGAAUGCCAACAGGGAUAUAUGUGUUUGAUCCAUAGCACACAAGUCAACAGUUUGCAUGGCGGUUUUCAAUAUAAAGCCGGCUGCGAAAAAGAAAAAGUUUGUCAAAUGACUGAAAUUCUAGCAAACUCAGGAUACAGUAAUUGUGCAAAAUGUUGUAAUACGGACAAGUGCAAUAACGAAUGUAACGUGACCUUAACAACACCAAUAACAACAACGGCGCCAAGCGUCGCCGAAACGCAAACCACAGCGACUACAACAAUUGAAGCAACAACAGUAUCUUCAUCACCGAUAAGCUCGACAACAAGAACAAGUGCGGUACCAACAGAUACAACACAAACACCGCAUACAACAGCAACAACAGAAACAAUGCCGACUAUAACACCGUCAACAACGACACCGCCAACAACAUCACCGACUACAACAACAUCGACACAAACAAUACCAACAACAAUAACAGCACAGACAACAACGGUCCCGACAAUAACGACACCGACAACAACACCGACAACAACAACAACAACAUCCCAGACAACACCCCAGACAACACCAACACAGACAACACCAGCUACGACAGCAACAACAACCCCAACAACAACAUCAUCAACAACAACACCAAUAACACCAACGCCAAUACCAACCACACCUUUAAUAACUAAUGCAGUAUAUCCAACAACACAAGAUGUUACUCCACCACUAACACAGACACCAAAAACUACCACACUAACAACGCCGACACCAUCAGCAACAAUACCGACAGUGAUACCAGUAUCAACGACAGAUAUCACCAUGUUCACUACAACAACGACAACAGGAACCAGUGUUCCGGUACUUCAAUGCUACAGUUGCGAUUAUAUGGAUGAUCCGAUGAGUUGCAGACAUUCAAUCACGUGUUUGCCGGGAUAUUUGUGUUUAAUUCGAAGCACCAACUUUAACACAAUUCAUGGGGGCUAUCAGUUCAAGGCCAGUUGCGAAAAUGAUAGGUUAUGCAAGACAGCGGCGACACUUUCACUGAGCGGGCACACUAAUUGUGCCAAAUGUUGUGACACCGACAACUGCAAUAAUGAAUGCACCAUAGAGAUAGAAACAACAAUACAAACUACCACAAUACAAACAACAACAUAUAUUACAACACCAACAGUAAUCCAGACAUCAUCAGCAACUACACAAACAACCACAGCAGCACCACCAACACCAGCGCAAUCAACUACACCAACAUCAACAGUCGCAACUCCAUCAGCAACCACUACAACAAUGUUUUUAACAUCAACCCCACAAACUGUAACAACUUCGUUGACAGCACCCACAAUAUCUAAGACAACAAAAGCACCAACAACUACAUUACCAUCUUUAUCGACACAACCCAACACAUCCACAACGACAACAACAUCAGCAACAUCAGCGUCAAUACCAUCAACUACAAUACAAACAACAACAACGACGACGACAGCGAGAACACAAGCAACAAGUGAAACUACAACUGUUUCGCAUCAUCCAACGACACCGGACGGACAUUUGCACUGCUACGCAUGCGCAAACAUGGCGACGCCACAAGACUGCAGGCACGUGACUAUUUGUUCGGAAGACGAGGUUUGCUUUUUAUACGAGACCGCGAAUCAGCACGGUGUAUUGUUCCACUCAAGAUGUAAUAGGAAACAGGUCUGCAACGUAUUAUCGCAAGCUCCGCCCAUGCACAACCCAAACACUGGUCAGGAACUUUGUCACACCUGCUGUUCCUCAAACCUCUGCAACACCCACUGCGAUUUCUCGCACGCGCCGACCACUCCACUGGCACCGACUCGACCCCCGAUGACAACCACGACACCUCCUGAUAAUACUUUAAGCACAACUCUCACGCGCGAGGAGUGCGAAAAACACGGAUACGUUUUCCUCCCUUACAUCGACCUUUGUUUCAAGCUGCAUUUUUCCAAUUUGACCUGGAACGAAGCGAAGCACGUGUGUCUUGUGGAAGGGGCGAAGUUAGCCGUUGUCGACAACGAUGCAAAAUUUAGCGUGCUUCAGUCCAUGCUAGCAUAUGAGAAAGAAUAUAACAACCGCGUGGUGUUCAUAGGUGGCAGUGACGUAUACAACAAUGGCGGUUACGUCUGGGAAAAUGGCGCGCAACUGACGUCAGACUAUUUACACAACAAAGGGAUUUCCCAAGUAAAAAAUAGCAGAUGCCUGGCAUUUGCAUCAUCAAAUCAUUUCGCGUUUUCUCUGGAAGACUGCCAAAUGCACAAUCCGUUUAUUUGUACAAAACCCUAAUAAAACGUUUGCAAUUUAA